Megalopta genalis is the source of this 5193-nucleotide messenger RNA. Lineage: Eukaryota; Metazoa; Arthropoda; Insecta; Hymenoptera; Halictidae. The record is from RefSeq and is a predicted model, not a curated record.
AUGAUUUUCUGGUAUUUGUACGAUGUCGACAUCUGCACCAAAGAGGUAUUAUUACCACAGAUGAGGUAUAGGAGCAGAGAUUUAGCAUCCAAUAUUUUACGCAGCGUUCGAUUCAAUCGAAUCGCAAUGGGAAACCGCAAAUUUCGACGGCACCCUUAUCAAGUGUGCGUUACAAUUUUGGAGGCGAGGCACUUGCCGCAGAAUGCGAGUCCUUUGGUGGUUGUUAAAGUCGGCAAGCAGAAGAGGAAGACGGUGGUUCGCGAGAAAACCGACGAGCCAGUUUACAAUGAAUACUUCGUGUUCGACUUGUCCUGCGACUUGGAAGAGCUGUUGAGUAGCAGGAUCGUUAUAGCUGUUUAUAUUAAACACUAUCUGCGCUUGAAAUUUCACGGAAGCGCGAGUUUCGAAGUGGCCAUUGUGUGGGAACAACCAGACCGUCAAUUCUAUCACAAAUGGGCGAUGUUGACGAACCCGAAGGACUUAGCUUCCGGAUCGAUGGGUUACGUUAAAUGUAACAUUACGAUAAAUGUAAAAGGGGAGAAGAUGAAGGUGCAUCCGGAGACGGACGGUGAGGAUGACAUUGAAGGGAACCUAUUGCUGCCGUUUGAUGGCAUGACACUGGCGUACAGGAGCCACGCGCGCUAUAUUUUUGCAAUUUACCGGGCGGAUGGGCUGCCGGACAUGAGCAGCGUGUGUUCAAAAACCGAUUUCGAGAAUAUCAAUCCGUACGUGCAAAUAUCUUUCGCUGGGAUGAAGGGGACGACCAGCGAGGCAUGGCAGACUUACGGGCCCAGGUUUAACGAGAAAAUUAUCUUCAGGGAAAUGUUCCCCUCGCUCUGCCAACGCGCGAGGAUCGCCAUAAAGCACCGCGUUAAUAGCUGUCAAACUUGUGUUGUCGCGUCUCACAUUCUCAACUUGCAGAAGUUGUCGCACUCUGGGGAAUACGGUUUCCUGCCGACUUUCGGACCGUCGUUCCUCCACUUUUACGGCUCCGGCUCCGGCGCCGCAGAAAGCAGCAGCUGUUUCGGCAAGUGCCUGACAGCCCUUCCCUUCUACCGUGGCAGAGUUCUUCUAUCCCUAAAAACGGAAAUGGAUGACCCAGAAGCGUCGACCGGAAUCGGCACCGAAACAGAGCCCACGGCUCCCAUCAUCGAGAACCGUUUAUGGGAAACGGAAGAGUACGUCCUCCUCGCGAUCCUCUACGACGCGAGCAUGAUCGACCGGCGAAAAUUCCGGCUGAAGCCGAUAAGCUUCGAAAUUAGUCUCGGGAACGCGGGGAACAGGCAAUUCGCGCACAGCCAAUGCUCCGAGGACAACUACGACGGUAUCGAGUUAUCGAGGCUUCAUUCUUGAUAUCUCUUUGCGGGAUCGGCUGUGAAAUCGGUGUGGCAUCGAUGGAACCAUUGCUCGUUAAUACGGUCGAGAGUUUGCGUUCGGAUGCAGGAUAGGUUCACCGUAAAAUGUGAUUAAUUAUCAACAGGAAACCGGAUGCCAGAGCGGAGACCGGACUUCGAGAGCGGCACCGUUCCACGACUGACUGGUUCGCUGGAUGGCAAAUAUAAUUAUCUGCCUCUUGGCUCGCGAAAACCGUGCUUGUACGUCAAGUCCUGGUGGCCUGACCUCGAGUGGAGGAUGCACAAUAGCAACAGCCUGGGCCGUGUCGCCGAUUUCCUAGGGCAGAAGUUGGAGACACUUGGCGGAAUGGCAGCGUUAGAGGACCCGGAAGCCUACAAACUCUACAACGAAACGAUCCGCAGUCUACAGGACUAUUUCAGCCGGUAUUUGCAUAGGCUGGACUCGGGCCGGUGGUACGAGCACGGCGGAACAACCAGGCUCGAUCGACAUCGCGUGAACCUUUGCCGUAAAGAGAUCGAGAGCAUCCUACGGAGGAUCAAGAUCAACGGGGAACUGCCGAACAACCGCUACCUCAGGAUCGCGAUGGCGCACGGGUACCAGUACCUGAAAAAGGUGAAGAAGUUACGGGAAGAUCACAGUCUCCCGGACGUUUUCAUCUGGAUGAUAUCCGGAUCGAAGCGCGUCGCCUGCACGCGGCUUCCGGCGGAGGAAUUGAUCUACUCGGAGGACGCGGCCGAGAGGGGCCACAAAUGCGGCCGAAAGAUCGACGUGUUCAUGAGAAAUCCGUCGGAGAGCGGCGAGGCCGAUUACGCUGCCUGCAAGAUCGAGGUCUACCUCUGGCUGGGAACGACGGAGCACGUAAACGCGUCCUGGUCGACGGUUCCGUCGGGGUACAACGUGGAACACGAGAGGAACGUCGACUCGUUCCCGAAAUACGUGGAGUACAUUCGCUCCUCGGUAUUCCAAUUACGCGCUCACAUAUUCCAAGGUCGCUUUGAUCCCGGGAUGGACGCAUCCGGCUUAUUGGAUCCACUCGUACGUGUUGCGUUUCAUGGUUACUCAGCCGUCACCAGAGCGAUCAAGCAGACUCUGGAUCCCUUCUGGGAUCAAACGCUGAUCCUGCCGCCUCGAACCAUUUACGGAACGAAGGACUCGAUCAAGAAGCACCCUCCGAGCGUGGUGGUGGAGGUGUACGAUCAGGACAUAUGCGGCAUCAAGGAGUUCUGCGGAAGAUGCACAGCCAUCCCAUUAGUUAAACUCGCGGAGGAAACUUACUCGCCACCUGAUUUCCCACCGAAACUUGAGUGGUACAAAUUUAAAUCGCAAAGGGACUCCACCGGCUCCGUGCUCGCUGCCUUCGAGCUGAUAGAGGUCGGGGAAGACGGGGCGACGGACGAGCCGAUAAGCGGCGCGAAACAGGAGAUUGUAUACAGCAUACCGGAAGACAUCAGACCGAAAAUGGCGAGCUACCGGCUCGAAGUAAUAUUUUGGGGCGUUCGGGACAUGAAGAAGAUAAAUUACGUGCCGGUUCUGAGGCCACGGAUUAUUAUAGAGUGCGCCGGGGUCGACGUCAAGUCCGAGGUGAUGGAGAACGCGAAGAAAUUUAGUAAUUUCGAGGAGCCUCGUAUCGUCGUCGACUUGGAAAUGCCUGAGCUGGAAGUCUACUAUCCCUCUGUCACCAUAAAAGCUUACGACUCGCGUGGAUUUGGCUGCUUUAAGUACGCCGGUAUAUGCAUCGUACCGAGCGUUCACGUCUUCCUGGAGCAAUUAAUAACGGAAGAGGAUUACGAUGCGCAGAUAUACCAGACGAAAUUGAAGUCUCUUUGGACGAAGAAGCAAUCCGUCAUUCUGCCAUUGCCGAUCGACUACGACUCGACGAGGGACGAGAACAAAGGCUUGAUCCCGUACAAGAAGAUGGCCGGCGAGGAUUCCCCUCUGAGGAUUCUCGGGAUCCUGCGGUCAGUGAAGAAGCUGUUCGCGCGUUUGCUGAACACGGGGGCCAGGAAGAAGAAGCGGAAAAGGGCGGAACGUGCGAAGGAGGAGGACGAGUCGCUCGAUUGGUGGAGCAAAUAUUUCGCUUCCCUAGAGGUAUACGACGGGGAAUUGGAGGUGCAACCGCAGUUCGCCGGGUUUCAGGACCGUCUGAGGACGUUCGAGCUGUGGAUGGGCAGCAGAAGCGAAAAUCCUGAUUACGACAGCGAUAAUUACGUCGGCAAAUUCAAGGGCAAGAUCUGCGUGUACCGGUGGCCUCAUCCGGACGGUGCGACCUGUAAAACGAAAACCGGGAGGAACGUCGUCGACGGAAUAUGCGACGACUAUCCGUCGCCAGAGGUCGUCAGACUUCUGGUUAGACUGUACGUAGUGAAGGGCAUCAACUUACAGCCUAACGAUCCCCUAAGCGGGAAGUCCGACCCGUAUCUCUGCGUUAGCCUCGGAAAAACGUUCAUCAACGACAAGAAGAAUUAUAUACCCAACCAGCUGAACCCCACCUUCGGGAGGCUUUUCGAGAUCGAGGCCUCCUUUCCUCAAGACUAUCUGAUGGUGAUCCAAGUCUGGGACUACGACGCGACCUCCUCGGACGAUCUGAUCGGCGAGACGAAGAUCGACCUGGAGAAUCGAUUCUACAGUAGGCACCGAGCGACCUGCGGACUGUCGCAAAGAUACAAUUCGUCCGGCUACAAUGCCUGGAGAGAUCGCGAGAAACCGACGCAGAUCCUGCACAGUCUCUGCAAGAGGAACAACCUACCUUUGCCAGAAUAUAGAAAGGACGACGUGAAAAUCGGUCGCAGAAAAUUUCCCUGUGUCGAUGUCGAAUUGACGGAGGCUGAUCGGGAAGAAUGCCUGGCGCUGAACGUGCUUCAUCAUUGGCAUGAUUUCCCCGUUUGCGGUUGCACCCUGGUCCCAGAGCACGUCGAGCGACGGCCGCUUUUUAAUGCCGCGAAGCCCGGUUUGGAACAGGGCAAGCUGGAGCUUUGGAUCGACACGUUUCAAUUCGGCGAGCUGCCGCUGAAACCGGCGUCGGACAUCAGGCCGCUGAUGCCGCAAGAAUACGAGAUUCGCAUAAUCGUUUGGAAUACCGAGGAUGUGCCUCUCGUCGAUAGCCAAUUUCUUACCGGGGAGAAGUGCUCCGACGUUUACGUGAAAGGUUGGAUCCUUUACGACGAUUACCAGAAGACCGACGUCCAUUACAAUUCUCUGAACGGCGAGGGCAACUUCAAUUGGAGGUUCAUAUUUCGCGUCACCUAUUCGAAGGGCGAGCGAGUUAUGGUCGUGCGGAGAAAGGUGUCCGUCUUGGCUAGGAGCGAGACCGAGGACAAAUUGCCGUGCAAAUUGCAGCUGCAGGUUUGGGACAGCGAUCAUUUCUCUCCGGACGAUUUCCUUGGAGCCCUGGUUAUGGAUCUGUCGAGGAUGCCGCGCGGAAGCCCGAAUUCCAAAAACUGUACGCUGAAGCUGCUCGAUCCCAAACUGCCCACCAUGGAUCUGUUCAAAGUGACCAGGAUCAAGGCAUGGUGGCCGUUCCAGAAGAGCGUGGCCACGGGAGAAUACGUGCAGGCGGGGAAAGUCGAACUGGAAAUGUCAAUAUUACCAGCGGAGGAAGCCGACGAACAACCCGCGGGCAGAGGGAGGGACCCACCUCAGGAACUUCCGCCACCAAACCGACCGGACACUUCGUUCUCGUGGUUCCGGAACCCGUUCAAGGCGUUCCGCUACGUGGUGUGCCGUUAUUACAAAUGGCACAUCCUCUGCUCGCUCCUGAUCCUGCUGUUACUCAUGCUGCUCGCCGUGGGGAUCUACGCGUUCCCCGGGUACAUGGUGAAGCGCAUCCUCGGCGCUUAA